Raphanus sativus (radish) is the source of this 816-nucleotide messenger RNA. RefSeq lists its product as uncharacterized. The record is from RefSeq and is a predicted model, not a curated record. The transcript is spliced from 2 exons. NCBI's taxonomy places the organism in Eukaryota, Viridiplantae, Streptophyta, Magnoliopsida, Brassicales, Brassicaceae. Bases 162 to 572 code for a protein of 136 amino acids.
UAAAUAGUUAAAAGAGUUGAGUGAAUGAUGAAAAGAAAACAAAGCUGAGGGACGACCAAAUCAUUCUUCUUCUUCUCGCUCUCUCUCUCUCUAAUUCUUCCGACCGAACAAACAAGCACAGCUUCUUUGAUCUUCCUCGUACCGUCUUCGUUUUUAAUAUAAUGUCUGGUGAUGAUGAUGAACCUUCCUAUGGCUCUGGAGACGAAGUAAACCACCUCACUGAUGGACACAACAAGCGCACUAUCCCUACUGCAGCAACGACGACGCCUUCUUCUGCUGCCUCCGGACCAACACGCAAGAGAAGCCGCAAGGCCUGUGGUGACGCCAUAGUCGAAGCCAUGCUUGAAAUCGCAGCAGCCUCCAAAAAGAGAGCGGCGGCUUUGGCUAACAACGGAGACAGAUUCUCCAUCAGCAAAUGCAUCAGAGCGCUCGACGACUUGCAAGGCGUUGAUCAGCCCACCUACUUUCUCGCCUUGGACCUGUUCGAGAACCCGAGCUCGCGAGAGAUUUUCAUCUCGUUGAAGUAUGAGAAACGGUUGAAGUGGCUACAGGGGAAGUGUAGAGCUUUGUAGUGAUCUAGUUUUGCUGAUCUAUAUGUUCUUGGUACUUAUGGUGAAAUGAUAUUUCAUUCAUCUUCUUCAUUUGCUUAUGUGUGAAGAUGUAUCACUGGUGGAGAUCAAUUGAAUAGUUUUCUUUUAUAAUUAAACUAUCUCUCUAGUAUUGUAAAGUUGGAUAGGCCAGAAAAAGAGAGAGAGCUAACAAUGUUAUUUACCAAAAGCUCAUUUGUUAAACAAGAAGCUAAUCUUUGUAGGCUGA